UUGCGCAACACGAUGACACACAAUUCAUCUACACAGACAGACCCGUGAGAAGUUUGUUUUUAUUCAGAGUCAAAACAUGUUUAUAUUGCAGCUAGCUUCGUCUCUGAUCGUUUCGCUAAUUCUUCCUGCUGCGGACUUGGCGGACUGCCCCAAGCCAAGUCACAUUCCGGAAAACGCAUUCAUCGUGAAUGAAAAAGAGCGUUACAUGUCUGGCGAGCGCGUGACGUUCAAGUGUAAGCCUGGGUAUAACCAAGAAGGACUGGCGACCACUAUGUGCUUUCUUGGAGAGUGGAAUAUUAUGCCGUUUAGAUGUUUGAAGGGAGGGUGCGGCUACCUCGACACCCCGGUGAAUGGCUACAAGGCCGGCUUGUCUUAUCGUGUCGGUAACCGUGUCUUCUUUAUGUGUAAAUACGGCUUUAAGCUCAUUGGCUCACCCGUUCGGAAGUGCGGCAAAGAUAACAAGUGGACUGGUACUCAGCCGCGCUGUGAGAUUGUGGAUUGCGGACCGCUCAGAGCGCCGAUGAAUGGCCACGUCAUUGGUAACGAGACCACAUUCCACAAGAUUGUUCGCUUUUCUUGUAAUCCGGGCUACAAGAUGCACGGCUACCCUGAUGCGAUAUGUCAGGCGAAUGGAGAGUGGAGUAAUACGGUUACUUGUUUGUUGCCUCUGCCGGUUAAAGAAUGAGCCUCCUAUUGCAUGCUGGGUAAAAGCUAUGCGCUUUUUUUUGGGGGGGGGGGGGGGUAAGGGGUGUUUAGACCCCCUUCUUGGGCUGCUAAUACAUGCUUUGAGACUGCUUUUGAAGAUAGGAAUUUAUGUUGUCUGUGGAAGUCAGAAGGGCAAAUGUAACACAAGAACUUUUCUUUUCACGCUAGCUUGACUCUUUCGAACCAAUUGCAAAAUCUUCAAAAUAGAGCUUUGCUAAGCAUUCUUUCUUUGAAUACUAAAUGCGGGAACCAACAGGUUUGAUAAUUCCUAAAGUAAAUAAAAGUACAAAAUGUUAUUAAUGUACAAAAAAGAAUAUAGGUAAAAAAUAAUCAAGUAGCAUGUGUGUAUAUAUUUUACUGACACGCCCUGUAAGGGCAAGACGGUGCUAAAUAAACUAUUAUUACUAUUUUA
This is a messenger RNA of Nematostella vectensis (starlet sea anemone), 1117 nucleotides long. RefSeq names its product complement factor H. The record is from RefSeq and is a predicted model, not a curated record. The transcript has 5 exons. The coding region runs from base 77 to 685 and encodes 202 amino acids. Lineage: Eukaryota; Metazoa; Cnidaria; Anthozoa; Actiniaria; Edwardsiidae.